AUGCAGGCAGCAAAACUGCAGGCUCAGCAAGCCACUAAUUCCACAGAGAUGCCACCAUCACCACAGCAGCCAGACACAACACUUUUUUUCCCGUCAUUCAGUGAGAAUUCAUAUUUAGAACUUCCUUCUGUAACGUCUCUGACUGGAAUUAGUUUUGCAACAGGGCAAGAAAUGAACACAAUGAUGAUCUACUUGACAGUGAAGACAUCAGCUUCAAAGGGCACUCUUCUUUAUAAUUUUUCCCAGCUCUUGGGAGUUAUUCAUCAUAAUGGCAGUAGACCACAAAUGAGUGAUGAGGAUGCUGGAGAUCACUUUCUUCACCUAUACCUUGUGGAUGGAAGACCUACAGCACAAUUUGGCUGUGGUCCUUCGCAAGACAUCCUGAUGGUGACUGCCAAUUCCUCCAUUAGCAAAAAUGCCCUUGCACCUGUCACAAUAAGCUAUAGGUUGCCUUUCGGCAGUGCUGAUGGUUGCUGCAUGAUUGAAAUUACCACAAAUGAAAAUUCACCAGUGCGUCAGGAAGUCUUUCUGAUGCAUCAACUGACUGAGGUUGCCUUUGGAGCCAUAUUCCUUGGAAAUGUCCCUGAUCCCAUUAAGAUUCAUCCAAGUGCUGGGCAGAUUUAUGGCUUCAGAGGCUGCAUUCGGGAGUUCCAAGUGAACAACAAAGAAUUGUUUGUCAUAGAUGAGGCCAUGGGAGGAAAGAACAUUGAGAACUGCAAUGUCCCUGUCUGUGACUAUCAUCCAUGCCGCAAUGGAGGCACUUGCACAAGUGAUACAGAGAACUGGUUCUGUGAAUGCCCUGCACUCUACUCUGGGAAAUUAUGUCAGUUUUCAAACUGUGAGAAGAACCCAUGUGGGAGCGGAGCCACAUGUUUUCCAAAAUCCAACCAAGACACCGUGUGCCUUUGUCCCUAUGGAAGAACUGGGAUUCUCUGUCAUGAUGCUAUUAAUAUUACUUCUCCUAGCUUCAGUGGUACAGAUGCCUUUGGCUAUACUUCAUUCCUAGCUUAUUCAGCGAUUCCAAAUAUCAGCCUCUACUACAAAUUCCAUCUGAAAUUUCGGUUGACAAAUGACAACUCAUCACUUCAAGAUAACCUGAUAUUUUUCACUGGGCAGAAGGGCCAAGGUCUCAACGGUGAUGAUUUCCUGGUGUUAGGCCUGCACCAUGGCAGUGUGGUAUACAGCUACAACUUGGGAUCUGGAACAGCCACUAUUAUUAGUGAGCCGAUAAAUACGACGCUUCAUGUUCACAUGGUCAGCCUUGGCAAAUCUCUUCAGACUGGAUGGCUUAAGGUGGAUGAUGAUCAAAAUAAAACUGUUAUAUCCCCAGGAAGAUUAGUUGGGCUCAAUGUCUUCAGUCAGUUUUAUGUAGGAGGUUAUGUUGAAUACAUUCCAGAACUCUUGCCAAAUGGAUCCAAAUUUAAGAAUGGCUUUCAAGGUUGCAUUUUUGACAUUCAAGUUUGCACUGGAAGGGAUUCACAAUGCAAAGCACUGGGUAUGCCAGAGGGCCAUCCGAAUUCCGGCCGCAAUGUAGGCCAGUGUGACCAAUCUCCGUGCCAACUGAUAAACUGCAGGCAUGGAGGGACAUGUGUGGAAAGUGGCUCCACUGUUUACUGUCUGUGCCAUGCUGGAUGGAAAGGGGCACUUUGCACAGAGACAAUUUCUGUGUGUGAUCCUGAGCACAGCUCACCACAUAGAUGUAGGCAAGGUGCUACCUGCAUACCGCUGCCUGAUGGAUACAGCUGUCACUGUCCACUAGGAACUACCGGUGUCUACUGUGAACAAGCCCUAACCAUCAGUGAUGCAUCUUUCAGUAGCAACCACUCUUCUUGGAUAGCAUUUGAGUCCUUCAACAUUCGGCAUAAGGUUCACAUCCAGUUGCAAUUCCAGCCCCUUCUGCCAGAUGGCAUCCUCUUUUACACUGCCCAGCACUUGAAUCCACGAUCAGGUGAUUUCCUAAGUAUCUCCUUAGUAAAUGGAUAUGUACAACUGCGCUACAACCUUGGCGACAGAACAAUAAUCUUACAGACUUUUCAAGACAUACACUUCACAGGUAGUGCCUGGCAUUUAAUUAAAGCAGGAAGAGUUGGUAACGAAGGCUAUCUGGACUUCAAUGGCAUCAAUAUAACCCAGAAAGCUAGCAAUGGAAUGACUGCACUUGACACGCACACAGAUUUCUACAUAGGGGGAGUGCCCUCUUUAAAUCUGGUUAAUUCAUUGGCAAUCGAGAAUGAGCCCAUUGGUUUUACUGGCUGCAUUCGAGAGGUUCUUGUCAAUAACCGAGAACUGAAACUGACCAAAAGGGGGGCAAAAGGUGGUUCUAAUGUAGGGGACUGUGAUGGAACUCCUUGUGGAUACAAAGUCUGUAAACAUAAUGGAAAAUGCAAAGUUGAAAACUCUGGUUUUUCUUGCUCGUGCCCAAAGAACUGGAUUGGGAAGACCUGUGAGCAAUCUAUUUACUGUUCACAUCGAAAGUGUCUGCAUGGAGCUAUUUGUAUACCAAAUCAUAGUUUACUCUCCUACAGUUGUGCAUGUAGACUUGGCUGGUCAGGCCGACACUGUGAAAAACAGAUCUCAUUUUUUAUUGCAAAAUUUAUGGGUAAUUCAUACAUCAAGUAUAUUGACCCAAAUUAUAAAAGAAGAGACCUCAGAUUUACUAGAGUAUCUUUCAAUUUUACCACCAAUGAGAUGGAAGGUUUAGUUUUAUGGCUAGGUAAGGCUGAAAAUGAAGAUAAUGAUUUCCUUGCAGUUGGUCUUGCAAAUGGCACUCUAAAAGUUGUAGUUAAUCUUGGAGAAAGAAUAUCUGUCCCUCUCACUCAUCACAGAAAAAACCUCUGUUGCAAUAAAUGGUACUAUGUCACCAUAGCACAAAACAAGACUCUCAUUAAGGUGUACCUUGAUGAGGAACUCAUUGUGUUUGAAGAUCUAGAUCCCAAAAGAAAAUACGUGGCUCUAAAUUAUGGUGGCACUUGUUAUUUUGGUGGAUUUGGGCUUGAUAGUACAGAAAACACUGUCACAUCAGGGCUUUUUAAACAGGGACUGGUUGGUAAAAUUAAAGACGUUGUACUCUUUCAGGAUUCUAAAAAGGUUGCAUUAAUUAUGGGAGAAGGCUAUAAUGUUUAUAGUGGAGAUAAGGGUUAAC
Messenger RNA from Euleptes europaea (tarantolino), 3142 nucleotides. Its product is annotated as protein eyes shut homolog. The record is from RefSeq and is a predicted model, not a curated record. Lineage: Eukaryota; Metazoa; Chordata; Lepidosauria; Squamata; Sphaerodactylidae. The transcript is spliced from 14 exons. Gene Ontology annotation, molecular function: calcium ion binding. The coding region runs from base 1 to 3141 and encodes 1046 amino acids.